Molecule: messenger RNA, 1759 nt
Organism: Acomys russatus (golden spiny mouse)
Lineage: Eukaryota; Metazoa; Chordata; Mammalia; Rodentia; Muridae
Gene: Bfsp1
Product: beaded filament structural protein 1
Exons: 7
Coding region: 38-1621 (527 amino acids)
Biological process (GO): lens fiber cell development
Cellular component (GO): intermediate filament; cytoplasm
Molecular function (GO): structural constituent of eye lens
Source: RefSeq, a predicted model, not a curated record
CGAAAAUGAGUGUGACUGUCAGUUGGUGCUAAAAGAAAUGCUGGAGCGGCUUAACAAGGAAGCUGAUGAAGCCUUACUGCGGAACCUGCACCUUCAGUUGGAAGCACAGUUUCUGCAGGCAGAUAUCAGUGUGGCCAAGGACAGGUACAAAAAGAAUCUUCUGGAAAUUCAGACCUACAUCACCAUCCUGCAGCAGAUCAUUCAGAGUGCUCCUCAAGUGCCCCUGGUCACUGGUGUGAUGAGGGAGGAGAAGCUGCUGACAGAACGGGAAGUGACGGCCCUGCGGAACCAGCUGGAGGAGGGCCGGGAGGCUCUCACACACCUGCAGGCACAGAAAGCUGAGCUGCAGGCCCAGACAUCAUCCCUGGAGCAAGCUAUUAAACACGCCCACGAGUGCUACGAUGAUGAAAUACAACUUUACAAUGAGCAGAUCGAAAACCUGCGCAAGGAGAUAGAGGAGGCCGAGCGGUCUCUGGAGAGGUCGUCCUACGACUGCAGGCAGCUGGCCGUGGCCCAGCAGACCCUGAGGAGUGAGCUAGACCGGUAUCACCGGAUCAUUGAGAUCGAAGGCAACAGGUUGAGCUCCGUUUUCAUCGAGACUCCCAUCUCUCUGAUCACCCCGAGCCAUGGUGCCUCUCUCAGCCUUGGGUCCAGUGGAAAAGAUCUCACCAGGGCUGUGCAGGAUAUCACAGCAGCUAAACCGAGACAAAAGGCCCUGCCCAAGAGCCUUCCAAAAAGAAAGGAGAUUAUAACUCAAGACAAAGUGGACGAAACUCUGGAAGACGCAUCAUUAAAAACUCUGCAGGAGCCACAGGUAGCGCAGGUGGAGCUUAAAGCAGACAGUGGCUCUCAGCCGGGACCAGGGGGAGGCCAUAAAGUAAGCCCAACACAAGAAGGAGACCCCGAGGAUGUGCCAGACGGGAGCCAGAUAAGCAAAGCCUUUGGGAAACUGUGCAAAGUAGUCAAAGAGAGAGUGAGUGGCCACAAAGAACCUGAGCCGGAGCCACCCUCUGACCUCUUCACCAAAGGACGCCAUAUACUGGUCACAGGGGAUGCUAGUUUUGUGGACCCUGAUUUCUACUCCUCCUCCAUCCCGGCUAGAGGUGGGGUGGUGGUCUCCAUUGAGGAAGACUCUAUGCAUUACGAUGGUCACGUGGAGCCCUCUCCUGGGCAGCCCAUGCCACCUGUGGAGAAUGGACUGGGGGUUCCCCAGUGCACGGAAGGUGACCACUCAAACCAUCCGCAGAUUACAGACAAGAAUGGGAUAAAGGCCAAGGAACCAAAAGCCCCAGAGGAAAAAGAUGAUGACGGCAAGAAGGAAGAUGAGGGCUCCAGGAGACCCUGCCCCGUGAUCAUACCUGGUCCUGAUGGACCACCUACACCCCAGUCACAGAUGUCUGGGUCCAGUCAGGAUGGCGCAGAAGGACCUGGGAGUCAGAGCAGUAGUCUGCCGGCAAAAAGCCCUCCGAAGGCUUUAGCUUUUAAGAAAGUAGAGGUUGUGGAAUCCAUUGAGAAGAUCUCAACAGAGAGUAUUCAGACAUAUGAAGAGACCUCUGUGAUUGUUGAGACUGUGAUUGGGAAGGCAAAGGGCAGCAAGAAACUGGGAGAGAAGGGCUCCUAAAAGGCCAGGGUUGGAAGGCAGAAAGCGUCUGGGGCUGGAGGAGGGGAAACGCUUUGAGAUGGGCUCCUGUUUGGAUUAGAUCAUAGUUGACCUGUCUGGCACUGCCUUUGACUUUCAUUAAAAUGCUUUAGUUUUGGC